AUGGGUUCUGAGGGACAACAAGAUAUUGAAAUGGCCAUCCUCACUGCCUUGUUAAAAGGCACGAAUGCUUCGGCAGCAGAUCAGCUCAGUUUGGCUCUGGCCUGGAACAGAGUGGAUAUUGCUCGCAAUCACAUCUUUGUUUAUGGACACAAUUUACCACCUGCCGGUGCCAUCGCCAACACGACAACCUCUGCAGCCGCAACCCAGGAGAAAACGAAGAGUCCCGCCAGCGCUCCUCGCAACAAGACCCGAGCAAAAAAGGGGAAGGGGAAGGGAAAAGCAAAACCUGAACCUCCAGAGGAGACAGACCCGAGGAAGUUGGAGUUGAUUCGUUGGGUGAACUCUCUGGAGCAGGCUAUGAUGGAUGCUCUGGUGCUGGACAGAGUGGACUUUGUCAAACUGCUCCUUGAGAAUGGCGUCAAUAUUCACCAUUUCCUCACCAUUCCCAGGCUGGAGGAGUUAUACAACACGAAACUUGGACCUGCGAACACUUUGCAUGCUGUGGUUAGAGAUGUCAAAAAGGGAAACCUUCCUCCAGAUUAUCAGAUCACUUUGAUUGAUAUUGGUCUGGUGCUGGAAUACCUCAUGGGUGGAGCUUACAGGAGUAAUUACACCAGGAAGGUUUUUCGCAACCUCUACAAUAAUUUAUAUGGACUAAAAAGGCCGAAAGCGCUGAAGCUUUUAGGAAUGGAGGAUGAUGAACCAAGGCCCAAAGGCAAGAAGAAGCCAAAAAAGAAGAAGGAGGAAGAGGUGGAAAUUGAUGUGGACGACCCUGAAGUCUGCAGAUUCAAGUUUCCCUUCCAUGAGCUGAUGCUGUGGGCGGUGCUGAUGAAGCGCCAGAAGAUGGCGCUGUUCCUCUGGCAGCGUGGAGAAGAAGCUAUGGCAAAGGCUUUGGUGGCCUGUAAACUGUAUAAAGCAAUGGCCCACGAGUGCUCUGAGAGCGAGCUGGUGGACGACAUCUCCCAAGAUCUGGAGAACAACUCCAAAGAAUUUGGCCAGUUGGCCUACGAGCUGCUGGACCAGUCCUAUAAGCACGAUGAACAGGUGGCCAUGAAACUCUUAACAUAUGAGCUGGUUAACUGGAGUAACUCCACCUGUCUGAAGCUGGCCGUGGCUGCUAAGCAACGUGAUUUCAUCGCUCACACCUGCAGCCAGAUGUUGCUCACUGACAUGUGGAUGGGCUGCUUAAGGAUCGGAAAAAACCCUGGCCUCAAGGUCAUUCUGGGAAUCAUCUUUCCUCUUCUCAUUCUACUGUUGGAUUUCCGUAUCGGAGACGAUCAUCAUGCACCUGAAGGCAAAGAAGAUGGAAAAGACAAGGAUGAUGACACAAAGUCUAGCAAGGAGGGGAAUGCUGAUGCUACUUCCCGAAAGGGAGACGAAGAGGAGGGCAGCGCUAAAGUCCGUAAAAUCCCCAUUGGCAAAAGGUUCUUUGAGUUUUACGACGCACCCUUCACCAAAUUCUGGUUCAACACCAUUUGCUAUCUGGGCUACUUAAUGUUGUACAACUACAUCAUCCUGGUGAAAAUGGAGCGAUGGCCAUCUCUACAGGAGUGGACCGUCAUAGCAUACAUCCUCACACUUGGCACUGAAAAAGUCAGACAGAUUCUAAUGUCAGAACCAGGGAAGCUGAAACAGAAGAUAAGUGUGUGGCUGGAGGAGUACUGGAACAUCACCGACCUGGUGGCCAUUUGCACCUUCCUUCUGGGGCUCAUGUUGCGGCUGCAGCAUGAACCAUACAUGGGCUACGGCAGAGUCAUCUACUGUAUUGACAUCAUCUUCUGGUACAUUCGCGUAUUGGACAUCUUUGGAGUCAACAAAUACCUGGGUCCCUAUGUGAUGAUGAUAGGGAAGAUGAUGAUCGAUAUGAUGUACUUCGUGGUGAUCAUGCUGGUGGUGCUCAUGAGCUUCGGGGUGGCUCGGCAGGCCAUCCUUCACCCCGACGAGGAGCCAACGUGGCGCCUGGCCAGGAACAUUUUCUACAUGCCCUACUGGAUGAUCUAUGGAGAGGUUUUUGCGGACUCGAUAGACCCUCCAUGUGGUGAACAUCUAUAUGAUGAGGAUGGAAAGAAACUGCCUCCAUGUAUCCCUGGAGCCUGGCUCACACCUGCCAUCAUGGCCUGUUACCUUCUCGUGGCAAACAUUCUUCUGGUCAACCUGCUCAUUGCAGUGUUCAACAACACCUUCUUUGAAGUCAAGUCCAUUUCCAACCAGGUGUGGAAGUUUCAGAGAUAUCAGCUGAUCAUGACUUUCCACGACCGUCCCAUCCUGCCUCCGCCUCUCAUCAUCUUCAGCCACCUCUACAUCCUCUUCAACAGGCUGUUUCGACGAUGUGCCAGGAAGAAACAGGAGGGAGAGCUGGACGAGAAGGACAGAGGACUUAAGCUCAGGCUGAAUCCAGAGGAGCUGAAAAAUCUGUACGAGUUUGAAGAACAGUGUGUGGAGGAAUAUUUCCGCGAGAAAGAGGACGAGCAGCAGUCCUCCAGUGAUGAACGCAUCAAGGUUACUUCAGAGAGAGUUGAGAAUAUGUCAAUGCGUCUGGAGGAGGUCAAUGAGAGGGAGAACACUAUGAAGGCCUCCCUGCAGACUGUGGAUCUGCGUCUGGCCCAGCUCGAGGAGAUUCACGGGCGCAUGGCAGUCGCGCUGGAAAAACUUGCCGGGGUGGACAGGUUGGAGCUGACCAGAACCUACUCACGAAACUCCUCUGUGUGCGAUCCUUCCUCUCUCCUGCGCCAGGGCAGCAUCAACAGCGCCGACGGUUACAGUCUUUACCGCUUCCACAUGGACAUGGAGGAGUUUGCUACCAAGCAAAAGGACACGGAGGAGACAGCUAAGAGCGGCCUUGAAAGACAGCGGAGCAUUUGCACUCUCAACCCCAAGGAGGGCGGUCAGACUUUAGAGGUCGGCGGUUUAGAGAGGUCACGACCCAGCUCAUGUGUGGACAUCCUCAUAUCUCCAUGUGAACAAAAGCCUGCUUCUGCAGCAUCGAGUCAAGAGACCAUAACCAACAUAAAACAAGGCAGCACAAUGUUCCUAGAUAGGCUCUCAGAUAAAAACAGACUCAAGCCUUCAUCUUCUCCGAAAAGGACUAAAUCCUUGAAACACUAUCCAGUUGAAGACCAACCAACCUCUCCUUUGUCAAAGAGGAGGGCGAUGAGCACCAUCAUCAUUAACCCUCCUGAUGAACCAGAGGAUGCUGCUGAACCCACAGAGAAACCCCAACUGCCGCAAGGUACCUCCUCUUCUCCAAAGAGGACUAAAUCUCUCAGAUAUCUGCCAACUGAAAGCCAAAGCCAGAUUUCUCCUACCACAAAGAAGAGGGCUAUGAGCAGCAUCAUCUACAACCCAGCUGAGGUGGGCGACGACUUCCUACAAACUGCUGACUACAGGUCUCUGGUAGAGCAGGUCACUAAAACUCCCAACCAGUGGCCUUCAAAUCUGGAGUAUCAGGUGCAUCCCAGCACUUUGGGCCACAUACCUAAAGUUUCCACAGUCAGAAGCCUUGCACAGCAGUUUCAAACUACCGCUGCACCCGCAGAGCUUCAAAAUCAGAACAAGACUGAUGCAAUUCCUUCAGAAAGUGAGGGAACUCUUCCAGCGACUGAGCCUGUGGAAGACCAAAUAAAGAUGAAGGCGAAGAGAAACCUUUCGGACACCACUGACUAUCUGACUGUGGCGGAUCAAAAGUAUUUGCCGUGUCCCAGGUCACUGAGCUGGAACGCCAGCGAGAGGAAAGCAAAGUCCUUCAUGGUUAGCAAGGAGAUGAAGGCCUCGAGCAGCGCGAGAAACCUUGCUGAAGCCAGCAGGGUGUUGGUCGUUGGACUGGAGGAUGAGGAAAAGAAGACGGAGGCAGAAGAUGAUGCACACAAGUAG
Molecule: messenger RNA, 3870 nt
Organism: Stegastes partitus (bicolor damselfish)
Lineage: Eukaryota; Metazoa; Chordata; Actinopteri; Pomacentridae
Product: transient receptor potential cation channel subfamily M member 1-like
Exons: 18
Coding region: 1-3870 (1289 amino acids)
Biological process (GO): monoatomic cation transmembrane transport; metal ion transport; protein tetramerization
Cellular component (GO): plasma membrane
Molecular function (GO): calcium channel activity
Source: RefSeq, a predicted model, not a curated record